AUGGGUGGAAGAGCACAACAACCCAUGGGCCAAUUGCCACAAUCACGUAUCACUCCUUCACGGCCAUUCCCUCACACUGGCAUAGAUUAUGCUGGACCAUUCACAAUCGAAACAUCAUCAGGCAAAGGAGCCAAGACAAAAAAAGCUUGGGUCUGUGUAUUUGUCUGCAUGUCAACUUCUGCAUUUCAUCUGGAAGCAGUUAGUGACUAUUCAACUGAAGCAUUCAUUGCUGCCUACAGGAGAUUCACCUCUAGACGAGGAUUAUGCCAGACAAUCUAUUCUGACUGUGGCAGAAAUUUCAUAGGAGCUGAUAUAGAACUCAAGAAAUUAUUCACACAAUUCACCAGAGAACAUGAGGGCAUCUCUAGAUUUAUCAUCACCAACGGCACUCAAUGGUCAUUCAACCUACCUGCAGCACCACACAUGGGUGGCAAGUGGGAGUCAGUAGUGAAAUCACUUAAAUUUCAUUUGACGAGAACAGUAAAACAAUCACUCUUUACGUUUGAUGAGAUCGGCACACUACUGACACAAAUUCUCAACUCAAGACCUCUAGAGCCAAUCAGUGAUGACCUAGAAGACAUUCAAGCACUCACUCCUGUACACUUUCUUAUUGGGUCAGCAAUCAACACUGUUCCUGAACCAUCAACCUCCGAACCUGCACAUUCAAUUCGAAAUCGAUGGCGGAUGAUUCAACGACAAUCACAGCAGUUCUGGUCCAGGUGGUAA
Messenger RNA from Chelonus insularis, 726 nucleotides. RefSeq lists its product as uncharacterized. The transcript has a single exon. Gene Ontology annotation, biological process: DNA integration. NCBI's taxonomy places the organism in Eukaryota, Metazoa, Arthropoda, Insecta, Hymenoptera, Braconidae. The coding region runs from base 1 to 726 and encodes 241 amino acids. The record is from RefSeq and is a predicted model, not a curated record. Gene Ontology annotation, molecular function: nucleic acid binding.